AUGUCCUCCUCACCCAAAACCCCCCACCACACCACCCUCCCCAUAACAACGCACCACUGCCGCUUCUGCACGAACCUUGUCCUCGCAAGCACACGGAAAAUUGAGUCCCUCCCACGGAGACGAAGCUCAGACGCGCAGAUCCUACCCCUCCGCAUGAACCCUCUCUUCGAUAAUCCCGAGAAACCAGACACGAGUGCGAUGGAAGAACAAGGAGGAGAAGGAGAGGGAGCAAAAGGUGCCGGGAAUGCUGUCAAACACUACACGAUUCUACUCUCGACGACGAUCCGCGAUCGGAAACCGAGUAUUCUUCGGUGCAAGGACGGGUUUGAGAAGAGGUAUCUUUUCCGCUGUGGGCGAUGUCGGCUUGUCAUGGGGUAUUUCCUCGAUGAGGUGCAUUUUCCCGAGAAGGGCGGUUUGUUGAGUGAGAGUGAAGAAGGAAAGGAGGUGGGGGAGGACCGGGCUGUAUAUCUGCUUCCUGGGGCGUUGACGGAGACGGAGAUUAUGAGUGACGAGGAGAAGCUCCAGGCUGUGGAUCGGGAGUGGAGUGCAUGGUUUCGGGACUGA
Aspergillus calidoustus is the source of this 564-nucleotide messenger RNA. The record is from the annotation of a GenBank genome assembly. NCBI's taxonomy places the organism in Eukaryota, Fungi, Ascomycota, Eurotiomycetes, Eurotiales, Aspergillaceae.